AUGACCAAGACACCAGCGUCCAACCCCCCCGCGAUGCAGACUCAAUCCAUGGCCAAGGCCAUGGAGCUCGUCGACGACCCGAUGCCUCCGAUGCCGGUCCCCAGGCCUCGAAGCUACCCGUUCGUAGACAUCGCCACGUCGCAGGUACAUCGUCUAGCUCAUACUAGAUCCAGUCUCAGAUCCAGGGACAACUCACGGGCAGAGCGUGAUGACCGCGGCCUAUUCGCCGACGACACCGCAGCCGAGGACGACCGUGCCGACGAGCGCGAGCGCGAGCGCUUCCGCGCAUAUCACUACUUCGACAGCGCCUACCCGGACCACUCCCUCCGGGUCGAAUACUCCGACGACCCCCGCUAUCCUGCAGGCGAGUACCCCGAGGGCGCGUACCCGACCGACGCAUAUCUGGCAGACGAUGAAUCAGGGUCUGAGCAAUUCGAUGGCCACGACGACGACGACGACGACGACGAGGGACUGUACCUAGAUCCGCCCGCGAAUUUCCUGUACGAUGACGAUGAAGACAGCGCAGACGAAGGCUGGGGCUCGGAGACGGACGAGGACGAGGACGAGUCUGCGGCUCGGGAGUUUGCAGACACUCGUGACGAACAGCCAACUACCAAGGCCGGGGACGAGGCCAGAGAUACAGAAGGUCUGGAGACAGAUCCAGAUGCAGCGGCGGCAGCGGCGGCAGCGGCGACGGCAACGGCGACUCCCCCUAAAGCCAGAGCCCAAGGAGAUGCAGGAGAUAUCAAUCUCCACCACCACAUCGACGCUCCUCAGACGCCGAAUCUCGUACGGCAUGCAGUUUUUGCAGCAGCCGCGUGCGUUGGCCUGAUGUACGCGUGGAAUUGGGCUUUGAAUAGACCCAGGCAGCUUCCCCUUUGGAAUGAUGGGGAACAUUGA
Cladophialophora immunda is the source of this 900-nucleotide messenger RNA. RefSeq lists its product as uncharacterized. NCBI's taxonomy places the organism in Eukaryota, Fungi, Ascomycota, Eurotiomycetes, Chaetothyriales, Herpotrichiellaceae. The transcript has a single exon. Bases 1 to 900 code for a protein of 299 amino acids. The record is from RefSeq and is a predicted model, not a curated record.